CAUAAGGCAUCACGAUCCAUUAUCCUAUCACCCACGAAAAUAAUAAUGCAACCGCAAAAUUUGUUUGGAUGUGUCUACUUUUUACUACUAUAUUCUCUAUUACCGAGGCCCUUAGUAGAUUCCAAAACUUCUCUAAAAGCAAUUUUGUUUCUUCUUAUCAUUUUACAUAUUAUUUAUUUUAAUUAAUCCCCAAACUUAUUAACUCACUACAUAUAUAGUACUAUUUGUUUCUUCUCUCUCAAUCUUCUUAUUCUUAUUCUUAUUCAUAUUCUUCUUCUUCUUCCUCCAAACUCAUAAACUAAAACGUCUUUAUUCCUUUUCAAAAGUUUCCCCUCAGCUCCUUCCAUUUUCCAUCUCCGUUAUACAUUUAUCGGGAAUUAAGCAUGCGGACGUAGUCGGUCAAUGUACGACAAAUAACUCUCCCUCCAUUUCCUACCUAUAAAUACCUGAAAUGAACACAAUUCUGCUCAGUAUUAAUUGAUCAGUUUCAGCUGUUACCAGAUAUGGCGGUGUAACGCGAAUUGGGAAUAUUAUAAAAUGUUGUUGUAAGGCAAGGCAUUUUGAGAUCUUUAUUAUAUUGUUGUUUUACCAUUUUGACCCUCCUAAAUGGCUGUACUCCCAAUUAUGUCCUUCAACUUCAUACUAUUACUACUAUCUACUCUUUUGUUCUUCCCGCCAUUUUACCUGUCUCUAACGGUCGAGACUCAGGCCCUUCUUCAAUUCAAAAACCAGCUCAAAGACCCUCUGAACCACCUUGAUUCGUGGAAAGACUAUGAGAAUCCAUGUCGAUUCGUAGGGGUUACUUGUGAUCCUGUUUCAAGGAAAGUCGCUGAGAUUUCUCUUGACAACAAGUCCCUAUAUGGGGAGAUUUCACCUUCUAUAUCUCUCCUGAAGAGCUUGACUAAACUCCAUUUGCCUUGUAAUCAUAUUUCUGGAAAGCUUCCUACCCAGCUGACUAAUUGUAGCAAUCUCAGAGUGUUGAAUCUCACUGCUAAUUUUAUAGCAGGAAAAAUCCCAGAUCUUUCCAGGCUUCAGAAGUUGGAGAUUCUUGAUCUCUCUAAGAACUAUUUCUCUGGCUCAUUUCCUGCUUGGGUGGGGAAUUUGACUAGCCUGGUGUCACUUGGUCUGGGCGAAAACGUGUAUGAUGAAGGAGAGAUUCCUGAAAGUAUUGGCAAUUUGAAGAAAUUGAAAUGGUUAUAUCUAGCCUAUUGCCGGCUGAAAGGGGAGAUCCCUGAAAUUCUGUACGAGCUUGGGAAAUUGCAGACUUUGGAUCUUUCGAGAAAUAAGAUCUCUGGAAGGCUGUCCAGGUCGAUUUCUAAACUAGAAAAUUUAAAUAAGAUUGAGCUUUUUGCUAAUCACUUGAGUGGAGAAAUACCACCAGAGCUUGCUAAACUCACUCUUCUACAUGAGUUUGAUAUCUCUGCCAAUUACUUCCAUGGGACAUUGCCUCAAGAGAUUGGAAAUCUAAAGAACUUAGGGGUAUUCCAAGUAUACCAAAAUAACUUCUCUGGAGAGUUCCCUGCCGGUUUUGGAGAUAUGCCACAGCUUUUCGCCUUGUCUAUCUAUGAAAACCAGUUCUCGGGUGAUUUCCCAGCCAACCUCGGUCGAUUCUCAGCGUUGGAAAGCAUUGACAUAUCUGAGAAUCAGUUUUCAGGUGCAUUCCCAAGGUUUCUGUGUGAGAAAAGAAAACUUAGGUUCUUACUUGCGGUGGAGAAUAACUUUUCUGGGGACUUUCCAGAUUCUUAUGGUAAUUGUAAAACCCUUGAGAGGCUAAGAAUCAAUAACAACCGUUUGUCUGGGAAGAUCUUAGAUGAGAUUUGGGAACUUCCAUUUGCAAAAAUGAUUGAUUUUAGUGAUAAUGACUUCAGCGGGGGGAUAUCCCCAAGAAUAGGUUUCUCUACCAACUUGAAUCAGCUGUUAUUAGGGAACAAUAGCUUUUCUGGCAAUCUUCCAUCAGAACUUGGCAAGUUGACAAUCUUGUCCAAGCUCUACUUAAGUAACAAUAAUUUCUCUGGACAAAUUCCUUCAGAAAUCGGAGGGCUGAAGCAACUUUCAUCUUUGCAUCUUCAAGAAAAUUCUUUAACUGGUCCCAUACCUCCUCAACUGAGCUACUGCAGCAGGAUAGUGGACUUGAAUCUUGCUACAAAUGCAUUGACUGGUAAUCUCCCUGUUGAGCUUUCUCAGAUGAGCUCUCUAAACUCCCUAAACCUUUCUGGGAAUAAACUUACCGGAAUGAUUCCACAAGAUAUUGGUAAAGUGAAGUUCAGUUCUUUAGAUUUGUCUGAAAACCAGUUCUUUGGACCAGUACCAUCAGAUCUUCUGACCAUGGGUGACAAUGCUUUCCAAGGAAAUAAAGGGCUAUGCAUAGAUCAAAACUUAAGGGCAAAUUCUGAUAUGAUAAUCUGUGGUAGAAAUCGAAGCCAAAGAAGCCUACUUCAAAGCAAACUGGUCCUGUUUUGCGUUAUAGCAUCUGUGUUGGUUGCCAUUUUAGCUGGUUUACUCUUGGUGAGUUACAAGAACUUCAUGCAUGGUGAUGCUGACAUAGACAGUAACAUAGAAGAUGGGAAAGAAACAGAAUCAAAAUGGAAACUAGCGUCUUUCAAUCAAUUGGAAUUGGAAGCUGAGGAAAUAUGUGAUUUGGAAGAACACAAUCUGAUUGGAAGUGGCAGCACAGGGAAAGUCUAUCGCCUAGAUCUGAGGAAAAAUGGAGGCACAGUGGCUGUGAAGCAACUAUGGAAAGGAGAUGCUCUGAAAGUUUUGGCAGCUGAAAUGGAGAUCUUAGGUAAGAUAAGGCAUAUCAAUAUACUAAAGCUUUAUGCAUGUUUAGUGAAAGGAGGAUCUAGUUUCCUGGUGUUUGAAUACAUGGCAAAGGGUAAUCUGCUUCAAGCACUUCACCGCGAGAUCAAAUGUGGACAGCCGGAAUUGGAUUGGUAUCAAAGAUACAAAAUUUCUCUAGGAGCUGCAAGGGGGAUUGCUUAUUUGCACCAUGAUUGUUCACCACCAAUUAUACAUCGAGAUAUAAAAUCAACCAACAUUCUACUCAAUGACAAUUAUGAGCCAAAAGUUGCUGAUUUUGGUGUGGCAAAGAUUGCAGCCCAAAAGGGUUCUGAUUUUAGCUCUUUUGCUGGUACUCAUGGCUACAUUGCACCUGAGCUGGCAUAUACUCUUAAAGUGACUGAAAAGUGCGACGUGUAUAGUUUUGGUGUUGUGCUUCUAGAACUAGUAACAGGUAGAAGGCCUAUAGAAGAAGAGUAUGGAGAAGGAAAAGAUAUUGUUUAUUGGGUUUCAACUCAUCUCAACAAUCGUGAAGAUGUGAUCAAGAUUCUCGACAAGAAAGUUGCACUUGAAGUACUUGUUCAAGAUGACAUGAUCAAGGUCUUGAAGGUUGCUAUGGCUUGCACAAAAAAGCUUCCUUCUCUGCGCCCCACCAUGAGAGAGGUUGUGAAGAUGCUAGUGGAUGCUGAGUCUUGCACUCCCAAGCUGCUUCCACACCAGAAUUCUGAAACAAACUAUGGUAAUACUGAUAGUAAGAUGUUUUACUAGACACUUUUACUUCUUUUUUUAUAGCAAUGUCUCAACAGGUGUGAGAAAUCUUACACAAGUUUUUAAUUAAGAGAUACUAUGGGUUUUGAAUUUUCAAUCAGAAAGGCUUAUAACAAUUCUGCCAUCUUGAUAGACUAUCAUGGCAAGUGUUUCGCCAUUGCAUGAUGAUAAUGUUUUGUAAUUUUUAGAAACAAAAAAUGUGACAUCGGAAUGGAUCUUCUAGUUAUUAUCUAUGAAACUAUGUUUUUUUUUUUUCA
Molecule: messenger RNA, 3800 nt
Organism: Cannabis sativa
Lineage: Eukaryota; Viridiplantae; Streptophyta; Magnoliopsida; Rosales; Cannabaceae
Product: receptor protein-tyrosine kinase CEPR2
Exons: 3
Coding region: 607-3543 (978 amino acids)
Biological process (GO): protein phosphorylation
Molecular function (GO): receptor serine/threonine kinase binding; ATP binding; protein kinase activity
Source: RefSeq, a predicted model, not a curated record